Messenger RNA from Vidua macroura (Pin-tailed whydah), 1785 nucleotides. RefSeq names its product RAN binding protein 3 like (gene RANBP3L). Gene Ontology annotation, biological process: protein export from nucleus. The transcript is spliced from 16 exons. Lineage: Eukaryota; Metazoa; Chordata; Aves; Passeriformes; Viduidae. Gene Ontology annotation, cellular component: nuclear pore; cytoplasm. The record is from RefSeq and is a predicted model, not a curated record. Gene Ontology annotation, molecular function: GTPase activator activity.
AUGGCCCGCCCCGCAGGCGAGGAGCUGGCUCCGGGCCCCGUCCCCGAGCUGUCCCCGCCGGCCGCCGGCGCCGCUUCAUCCUUGCCUCGCUCCGGGAAGCGCCACCCCCCCCGACCGCGAGUCCCGAGAAACGAGCCAAUUCCUGCUUGCAAAGGGAAUGCUUUAUGUGCAGGCACACGAUGCUCCUGUGCUGGCUGUGACAGACCCCGGCAGAGUGCGAAGGCGCCCGACCUCCCCAAAAGAAGAGGCUGGCCCGGUGGUCCCUGGGCUCUGCACCAAGCCACUCACCUGCAAGAACAGACCAUGCCCAGGCCCUGCCAAGGUUCCCGCGGCAGCACGUUAGAUCCCAAGGAGGAAUGCUUUACAGAGAAAUCAGUGCUUACCCAGCCAACAUUUGUUUUUGAAAAGAAGGACCAUUCUUUGAAGCGGCCUGCAGAAGACCCAGUUUGCAAAGCUGAAAAUGAUUUCAUUAGCUGUUCCAGAAAACGUGCAAGAUCAUCAUCAUUGACUUUCCAGAAGUCUGACUCUCAGUCUAACACUGAUACAGCUCUCACACAGCAAAGAGGGAGAUCAUCUUCAUUUAACAUCCUUCCUACUUUCCCUCCCUCCCAGACAGUAAAGAAGAAUAACAUAUUCAUGACCUCAGCUCUUCUUCAAAGAAAUCCUGACAUCAUCAAAAGUACAAGAGAAGGAUCCUUGUCACCAAGUCAGUUGUGGAAUGUCAUUAGACCUGCCACUUUACAGCCCCCACAAGCUCUGACCUGUCCUGAAAUUCCUGUAGUAUCUCUAAUGACUAAGAAAGAAGCAUGUGUUCAGCUAUCUGAAGACAGCUCUUAUUCAUCCACUGAGAAUUCAGUAAAUUCCAAAACAGCAGUGGGGUCAUCUGUUACCAUGAGUCUUUCCACCUCUCAAAACACACAAAGUCAGUUGCUCAAAGAAAGAAGUGUACAAAACAGCAGCAAUUCUGAUUUUGUGUUUGGGGAAAACAUGGUUGAAAGAGUUUUGGUUGGAUCUGCACAUGGUGGGAGACUUUUUACCAAGAGUCCUGAGAGGCAUCCCAAGCUGUGUAAUGAAGCUGAUUUACACAAAGGAGAAAUAACAUCCAUGUCCAUAGGAUCUUCUCAUGUCAGGCCACAAACAAAAACACCUUUGUUGAGGAAUGCAACGCUAAUUGUAUCAGCAGCUGCUUGUGUUUCCAGGCCAGUGGAUAAAAUCCUGUUAGAUAAAGUUGAAGUUAUAACUGGAGAAGAAGCAGAACAAAAUGUAUUGCAGAUUAACUGCAAGCUCUUUGUAUUUAAUAAGCUUUCUUUAAGCUGGACUGAAAGAGGCAGAGGAUCCCUGAGGCUUAAUGACACUGCUAGCAAUAAGCAUGGAAUGUUGCAGUCAAGGCUAAUUAUGCGAAAUCAAGGUAGCUUGAGACUGAUUCUCAACACCCAACUCUGGGAGCAAAUGGUUAUAAAAAGAGCAAACAGAAAGAGCCUGUGCUUCACUGCAACAGAUCAAGAGGACAAUUCUAUUCAAGUAUUUCUAACUCAGGCAAGCUCAAAAGACACUGAACACCUGUAUGCAGCAAUACAUCAUCGCCUUGUGGCCUUGCGAAGCUUUGCUGAGCAAGAGCCAGAUGCUCAUCAAGUAGAUACAGAGUCAGAAACAGCUUUUCAGCCAUUAAACUGUGAUAGUGAUGAUGAAGAACUAACUCAAGUGAGCAGCACUGGAUCUGAUGGACUACAUCAGGCAACUUUGAGUUGUUGCUCACAGGAUUAGUUUCCUUCUGCAACUAGGUAA